Drosophila innubila is the source of this 1132-nucleotide messenger RNA. Its product is annotated as lysozyme 3. Gene Ontology annotation, molecular function: lysozyme activity. The coding region runs from base 42 to 545 and encodes 167 amino acids. NCBI's taxonomy places the organism in Eukaryota, Metazoa, Arthropoda, Insecta, Diptera, Drosophilidae. The record is from RefSeq and is a predicted model, not a curated record. The transcript is spliced from 3 exons.
UCGGAUUGAGAUCAAUUUCGAUUGAUCGAAAGUUGAUUAAAAUGUUUGUGUAUUUUCAUUUCUUGUUGUUCAGUUUCUUUGGGUUGGGGCUCUGGAAUUGUGGGUUAGCUUUCGAUGUUGUAAACAAACCCGUCACGGAAGACUGCCUGGAAUGCCUAUGUGAGACUUCAAGCGGUUGCAAUGCGUCAAAGAUUUGUGUGAACGGGGCAUGUGGCAUCUUUCGGAUUACCCGGGGCUUCUGGUUAGAGGGCGGUCAAUUAACGCUGCCGAAUGACACCUCCCUAUCGGAUGAUGCCUUUGUCAACUGCGUGAAUGAUCCUUAUUGUGCCGCGGAUACGAUCCAGAAUUAUAUGUACAAACACGGCCAGGACUGCAAUGGGGAUGAGCACAUCAAUUGCGAGGAUUACGGAGCCAUCCAUAAGCUCGGCAAUUUAAAUUGUCGUGGCGAGUUGCCCUACAGUUUCGCCAAGGUCUUCAAUAGAUGCCUGAAACGAAAGCAGCAACUGGAGGCAAAAGCAAAGGCAAAGGAACAAUCGUCGAAUUAACUAAAUAACUUUUUCUUUAUUUGGUUGGUAAUGUUUUUUGAAAACAAUUAUUAAUACACAUUGCUUAUGUUUGCAUCUGAACAGUUUCCAAUACAGAUCUAACGAUAUAGAUGUAGUUAUAUGUAAUACAAUACAUAGUAUAUAUAUAUAUAUAUAUAUAAUUUAGUAUAUAGUUUUUUGUUGGUAUAUGAAAACUACUUUAGAAUCUUUCAACAAUUUGUUAACGUUUACUAAAUAGUAUUUUAUUGGAUUCAAAGAGGUCUUAAGUACAUAAGUAUAACCCGAUUAUUGCUGCUCCCAUUUUCUAUAUAGCUUCUGCUUCAGAUCGAUUAGAUUUGGUAUUAAAAUCUUUUAGGAAUAGAAGUUAAUGUUGAAUGAAAUGAAUUCUAUUUUUCCUUAUUGUAUAACUUGAACCUUAGCUUUAGAAUUUGUUUAAACUGCUUAAACUGUUUUUUCUUUUUUUUUAUAUUAUUCAUUAUAAACAAUUGUUUCGAACAACCUUUCAACUUAUGAGACAUAUGAGAGAGUUUUGCUAGCAGUGAUGAUAAUUGUAUAAAAUAAUGCAAUAAAUUAAAUACUAUUAUUUU